AUGUCAACACAUUAUUCUGGAGUUGGCACAUUCUACCUUGCAUGUUCACAAUGUUGUGAACUUGAGUGUGAAUAUAAAGAAUCAAGCCGAAAAAGGGUAACCCGUUUUGAUUGCCAUGGUAAAAUAAUUAUCAACAUCGAUAUACCAGCGAAAGAGGCAAUGGUAAGAUUUUGUCAUGAAAUUCAGUAUGAGUUGCCUAUCAACAUUACAAUUGCACCAGAAGUAAAAUAUGAAAUUAUGCAAAAUCUUCACAUGGAUCCUAUACAGUUGCGAAUAUAUCUUCGUCAAAUAUUUGAUAUUUCACUUGUUACUACAAAACAAAUCCACUAUUGGUGA
Acaulospora morrowiae is the source of this 336-nucleotide messenger RNA. The record is from the annotation of a GenBank genome assembly. Lineage: Eukaryota; Fungi; Glomeromycota; Glomeromycetes; Diversisporales; Acaulosporaceae.